GGUGGGCAACUACAUCACUCAGGUUCUUGCUUAUGCCGACGUUGGGGGAUACGAUGGUCAGAGCAUCUGUCAUACGUUCUUAAGCCUGUGUCCUGCGCCGCCUACUUUACCUCUUAACCUGACCGAGUGGUUCUCCAAACCAAAACCCGAUCCACUUCCUGCACCAAAAACGCCGAGUGGUGAACGUCUCAAGGUUCUUCAUGUUUCUGAUCUCCAUAUUGACCCCAGAUACUCCACGGGAUCAGAGGCUAAUUGCAGCGACUAUCUAUGCUGCCGCACCAAUAUGUAUAAUGACGAGAGCCCUGAACAUGUCCUUGUCCCUGCUCCAAGAUAUGGUGCCUAUUUCUGUGAUGCGCCCUAUUCACUGAUUACAUCUGCUUUUGAGGCUAUUCCUCAUCUCGCGGGCACAGAAGAGGAAGGGUUUGCAUGGACAAUCUUCACAGGCGAUUUAGUCUCUCAUGACAAUGCAAAUGAGCUGUCAAGAGCUUAUGUGAAGUAUUCAGAGGUGGUCCUCUACGGUUUGUUGAAACAUUAUUUUGGACCCAGUCCUGUCUACCCCACCCUUGGCAAUCACGACACAUACAGCGAGGCUAUGACGUCCCCUGAUUCUAUGGGCGGAAUACUGGGGUCGCAGUUCAACUGGAACUUUGAUGAAGUAUCUGCACUUUGGGAAUAUGAGGGCUGGCUUCCAGAUAACAUAACCGCAUUUGCGCGGACUCACUACGGCGCGUAUUCGGUCAAGAGAUCGGACGGUUUGAGAGUUAUAUCGUUGGACACCAAUUUCUGGUACACGGGAAAUUAUUUCAAUUUCUUUAACAUGACAAACCCGGAUGCUUCGGGUAUUUUAAGGUAUCUCACUGACGAGCUACAGGACGCCGAGGAUGUCGGAGAUCGAGGUGAAAUUCUUAUAUGUUGGCAGCGUUUUGAUCGGGAAGCUCAAUGCUUUAUUUGAACACAAAGUUUGGAUCAUCGGACACGUGUUGAGUGGAUGGGACACCACUGAAGCAACAUAUAAUCCAACCAAUCUAUUUUAUCAAAUGUACGCCAUUAGAGUUUCUUCCCUGUACUAACCUAAGCUUGUUGGCUUUGUCCCAGUGUUGAUCGAUUCUCGCCCCAUGUCAUUGCGAAUGUCUUCUUUGGCCACACACAUGAAGACCAGCUGAUGAUCUUCUACGCAAACAACGGCACUGUCAUGAGUGCCGACACAGCACUUGCUACGGCUUGGAUUUGCCCAUCUGUCACCCCUCUAACAAACCUGAACUCGGGUUUCCGAGUUUACGAAGUAGAUUCCGCUACGUUCGAUAUUGUUGAUGCAUACACGUGGAAGAGUUCUGUUAAUGAAUUCCCUGAGCUUGAUUCCCAAACCGAGUAUGGCCCUACUUAUGAAUUCGAAUAUAGCACUCGUGAGGCCUAUGGAGGCAGUAUCGCAUGGGGGGAAAGCGAUCCCUUGAAUGCGACCUGGUGGCAUCUCGUAACUGAAGCUAUGGAACAAAACUCUACACUGAUACAGACGUUCAACACCUAUCAAGGAAAGAGCUCGGCCGAAACAGCACCCUGUACUGGGGAAUGCCUGCCAGCUAAGAUAUGCUAUCUUAGGAGCGCUUCUUCGAGUAUAUCUGCAGAGAACUGCAACCAAGGUUAUACAUCGGUGCAGUGAAGGUGGGUUGUGUGGUGUAGGUUUAUUCAUCGUGUGUUGUCUGCGAGAAUAGAAUGUGAAUGGUCUUCUUGUUAUGUAAAGAAAUGAUAGUCAAAAUGCUUGCUGUGACCCACGUUGAGACUCGUGCGAGAACGUCAAACGGAACUAUCCAACCAUCCAAUUUUACUGUCCCAGGUGCUUUUCCGACUUCCGUCUUUUCCGAGUACUACAAUUCGCCCACUGCAACGUCAGCGCAAGCUCAGCCAGUCAUUUCCGAUCCCAUAACACAUAAAACAUUCCCUUUCUCGUUGACAGACCCCAGUAAUUUCCAGGAGAAUGAUACCACAGACCCUCACCCUCUGCCUCCGCCAGCUACACCCUCUACAUUGCUCGAACAGGCUGUCAUUCAGGUAAAAUCUAUUGCUUCAAACCCAACAUUCGGCAACAACAGUUGCGCUCGAUGUCAAGCUGCGUUAGAAGUAGCCAAAUUCCUCGCUCUUGCAGUACCAGACCAAGGCCCCGAAUUCGCUGUGCAACUUUGCGAGUAUUUUAAUUAUUCGUCGACCUGCUCGGUGACCUACGGGAAAUACGCUCUUGGUCCAAUUCUGACACAGGUAAUCGCCAGUGCCGAUGUGGGAGGGUAUGAUGGACAGCUGCUUUGCUCGAAAGACCUUGGCCUAUGUCCAGCACCGUGGACCUCUCCUCUGAAUCUCACAGGUUGGUUCGCCAAACCAAAGCCCAAUCCUCUACCUCCUCCAAUACAACCGAGUGGCGAGCGCAUCAAAGUGCUACACAUUUCUGAUUUCCAUCUGGACGCCCAGUAUGCAACAGGCUACGAAGCUAAUUGCACAUCUGGCAGUUGCUGUCGCGAAAACAACUUCAACGUGCAGAGUCCGAAUGCGUCUAUUUUCCCUGCACCUCGUUUUGGGGCAUUCCUUUGCGAUGCACCAAUUUCCUUGAUUGUAUCCGCGUUACAGGCUAUACCUGCUGUCGCAGGUACGGCGGAAGAUCCUCUCGCAUUUACAUUGUUCACCGGUGAUAUGCUUACCCAUGACAAUGAGAAUCAGCUUUCGAGAGCUUACGUGGAAUACUCGGAGGUGAUUCUUUUCGACUUGUUCAAACAAUUCCUCGGCCCCGGGCCAGUCUAUGUUACACUUGGUAACCAUGAUAGUUACAAUAUGGGUCAAGCAGCACCAUAUUCUAUGGGCGGCGAGUUGGCCCAGCAAUACGACUGGCUUUACGAUCAUGUAUCAGCCCUGUGGAAACAUCAACAUUGGCUUCCGCAGUCUGCUGUCGAACUAGCCCGUGCGCAUUAUGCAGCAUACAUGGUCAAACGUACAGAUGGACUCAGGAUUAUUUCCAUGAACACCAAUCUAUGGUAUGAAGAGAACUACUUCAACUUUGUCAACGCAACCAAUCCAGACGUAUCUGGAAUGAUGAGGUUCUUGACAGAUGAAUUACAAGAUGCAGAGGAUGCAGGCGACCGUGUCUGGAUAAUUGGUCAUGUUAUCAGUGGAUGGGACGGCACCAACCCUCUUUUAAACCCAACUAAUCUUUUCUACCAAAUUGUUGAUCGAUUCUCUCCUCACGUCAUUGCUAAUAUUUUCUGGGGGCAUACCCACGAGGACCAGUUUUCGGUUAGCAUUCUUCAGCGCUACUCAAAGAAAACCAUACUUUUAUACUCUUCUGUUAUCUGCCAGAUUUAUUAUACUAACAACGGUACGGUGAUGAAUACCGAUACUGCACAAACGAUGGCAUGGAUUGGGCCCUCGGUCACACCUCUGACCAACUUGAACUCGGGGUUCCGUGUUUACGAAGUAGACUCGGCGACUUUCGAAGUCGUUGACGCCCAUACCUGGAUGAGUUCUGUGGAUCUCUUCCCCGAGCUCGACUCCCAGACGGAGUAUGGCCCGACAUAUCAGUACGAGUACAACACUCGUGAGACUUAUGGAACCAAUAUAACAUGGGGUGAAAACGACCCUUUGAAUGCGACUUGGUGGCAUCUUGUCACUGAAGAGAUGGAGAGUAAUCCGUCCCUCGUGCAGACCUUCACCCACUAUCAAGGCAAGAGUUCCAUUCGCAGUCCUGCCUGUGAUGGGGACUGUAUACCUGCGAAGAUCUGUUAUAUGCGAAGUGGUUCGGCCAGCAUUGCGCAGCAGAAUUGUAUUCAAGGUUACGGUUCUGUGCAGUAAAGUGGAGCAUCAAAAUAACAAAUCGACAGCAAUAUUUCUUCUGGAUUUCCAUGGUUUGAUAGUAGAUGGAAUAGUAACAAAUAGAUUGUGUUGCGGCUAAUAGGCAGUUGUUUUCAUUUGCUUUAAUCCAUAUUCGUCAAAUCAAGCUUUA
Serpula lacrymans var. lacrymans S7.9 is the source of this 3979-nucleotide messenger RNA. RefSeq lists its product as uncharacterized. Gene Ontology annotation, molecular function: hydrolase activity. The transcript is spliced from 38 exons. The coding region runs from base 1717 to 3828 and encodes 703 amino acids. The record is from RefSeq and is a predicted model, not a curated record. NCBI's taxonomy places the organism in Eukaryota, Fungi, Basidiomycota, Agaricomycetes, Boletales, Serpulaceae.